Molecule: messenger RNA, 1009 nt
Organism: Hermetia illucens (black soldier fly)
Lineage: Eukaryota; Metazoa; Arthropoda; Insecta; Diptera; Stratiomyidae
Gene: Vhl
Product: protein Vhl
Exons: 1
Coding region: 343-837 (164 amino acids)
Source: RefSeq, a predicted model, not a curated record
ACAAAGUACGAACACUGCGGACCUCGCAUAAACAAAGUCGCGGUUGCACCGGAGGCAUCGCUGGGCGGGUGGUGAGUGUUGUGGCUGCGCGGAACGAGUCGAGGAACGUGGAAAUGCCUUCGGGUACGCCAUCGUUCAAUUUAUUAAAGUGCGAAGAGUACAGUGAAAAAAGACAGUAGAACUUACGUCCUUCCCGAUUAUCGCGAUACAAACUGCCAUCCUCACUGCGGUCCGACCCCGGAGCACGUCCGCCGCCGAGAAAAUUUUCGCCAAUUUGACAUUUAAGCAUUAGAUUCCCGCUACCGCGGCCGUCAGCGCCAUCUGAGCCGCGCUACCGUCGGAAUGCAGCACGGUCCGAAUCUCCGCUCAAGUAAUUCCAUCCACCAUUCCUUCGUCAUCUUCGCGAACACCACGAAGCGCAAGGUGGACGUGUUCUGGGUGGACUACGAGGGCAAAUUCGUUCACUACAUGUGCCUGAAACCGGACGACCGGAUAAUCGUCAACACCUUCUCCACGCAUCCGUGGAUAUUCAUCGACUCAGAAACGGGCGAGCGGAUGCACGUCGAACACAGCGAAAUCUUCUGGCCGAAACCGUCGAUAGACGCCAGCAUUCCCCUAGAGGCCCAACGGCGAACACUCCGACGUUCCACAGUCAACAUCCACUUUCCGUUGCGAACGUUACAGGACACUGCGCUGUGGACCAUCGUCAAGGAAAUGGUGAGAAAUGUUCGGGAGGUGGAAACCUGGGAGAUCCCGCGUAUCUUGAAGGUGCAAGUGAUUAACUUAUUCACUAAAUACGAGAAACACCGACAGUCCAUGGAGGCAGCCAGAACCUAGCACAAAGUGCAGGCGGUGGUUAUGUCGUGCCUCGUGUGUGUCAUGAGAAACUCAAUUCGUGUACUUUACUUUCUAGGAACAAAGCACGCAGUGAUAUUGGCAAAGUUAGAAAAUUUAAGACUAUACUCUGUUCUCCUACUACCCUAUUUUUAUUAAUAAAGCAUAGAAAAUA